GGCAGACUGGAUCAUACCAUCUUAUGACAUCGAUAACUUGUAGAAUAUUGUCAUUCCUGAACCUUUUUGUGUGCCUCUUAAUCAUUUAUAUGUGUAUACAUGUCUAUUAUGAAAGUAAUAGAGUAAAUGUAUGAUCUUAUUUGACGUAAUUACAAUAAAUUCCGUACUAGCUUAUUUAGCAGUUAAAAACACCGACGUGUAUGAGAUGUUUUUAAUGUCAUGGUUUGUCCUCAGUGUCGGAGCUUGGGACCUUUAAACAACGAGUAGGGCACAACUCGACGGUGGCAAGGCAGUGUCAGUCUUCUUUUGUGCAGACGUCUGUGAGCUGUAAGCCAGGAUGCCCCUAAAUGACGAGCAACCCACUUCCACUUCCAGAAGUGAGGACCAAGGAAGCGAAGUGGAGUCAUCGCUCGCCAGUGAACCGGACUGCUCCCGUGACAGCUUCAACAGCGACGGCUCCAGCAAACAGUGCACACCCUCCUCAAGUCCACCUAAAACUGUUUCUCUACAUGAAGUCAUGGAGGCUGGAAGAGACCUUUUCAAUCUCAAGCUUGCACAUGAGAUUAUCAUUAAUGAUUUCCAUAUGGACCAGGACCGAGGAACACAGAGCAGUUUAUGGAACGCAGUAAGAGAUAAUGUCCACAAGGCCUUUUGGGACAUCCUGGAGGCUGAGCUGAACGAGGACCCACCUGAAUAUCAGCACGCCAUUAAAUUAUUAGAGGAGAUCAGAGAGAUCUUGCUGUCAUUCCUGAAUCCGGGUGCCAAUCGCAUGCGGACCAAGAUCAUGAAGGUGCUGGACAUGGACUUAAUUCGUCAGCAGGCUGAAAACGAUGCUGUGGACAUCCAAGGACUUGCCUCUUACAUCAUUACGACCAUGGGCAAGAUGUGUGCUCCAAUGAGGGACAAAGAGAUCAGGAACCUACGAGAAAGCACAGAUAACAUAGUUACUCUACUCAAGGAGAUAUUCCGUGUUCUAAACAUCAUGAGGGCAGACGCUGUCAACCAAGCAAUCCAAAGCAUAAAGCCUCUUCUGCAGAGGAACAGAGUUGAAUAUGAGAGGGAAACCUUUCAGAGCAUCUUGGACAAAACACCUACUGCUUUAAACCGCACCAGCUCCUGGAUCCAGUCAGCACUAGAGGAGCUGCUGCCGGCCACCAUGCCUCCAGGAAAAUCAGAUGAUGCCGGGAAAAGCCAGCGAGCCCUUCCUGGUCCAAUCCAAAUCCUUAAUACUGCCUGCCUUCGUUUUCUUACAUGGGACUUUUCUAAGGCUCUAGUGCCUGAGACUUGGGUGAUUGACGAAUCCCGUCUCGAAGAGGUUCAGUGGCAGCUCAAGCAGUGUGAGAUGGUGAAUGAGGUACUGCUCAUUGUGCACAGCACCGUUGGGGGGCCGAUCCAGGGGAUUUCCUCGCUCUCUGACCGCUUGAAGAGGAUGAUCAGUGUACUGCUAGAGGGGAUGCACAGACCGGGCUUUAACCUGGAAGAAACACUAGAGGGCGUCAGUUCACAGAUUUGCUGUGAGCUCAACAAGUCUUUGAUUGAGAGAAACUACCCUCCAUUGACCCCAGAAGUACAGGCGACACUAACGGGACAGAUCUGCAGCAUCAGCCAGAAGGACAAUCCCAUUCGCACUCUUGUUGAGGAUCGUGUACAGCAGUACUUCAUGGUGCUCCUCUCCAACCCCAAGACCCAGAACAAACUUGAACAAGUACCAGCCGGCCUGACCGCCAUCAAGCCCGAACUGGUACAGAUUGGAAAAACGUUCAUCUCUUUGAUCGACUACAACAGGGCUGUCUAUGGACCUUUCUAUGUGGAUAUCAUCAGGAAGCUGCUGUUUGGUAGCAGGCCACCAGCACCAAUCCUCAGUCAGGAACAAGUAUCGAACUGUCAUGUCUUUCAUAAAUAAUAGAAGGAGAGAUUAAUUUUUUUCUGUCAGGCAUAGAAAAGCAUUUUAGACCAACUCUCAAUAUUUUAACAAGAAAUAAAAGGAAAUCUCAAACGUGAGAUAAAAAUUACAAAUUAGUCAAAUGUGCUUCCACCACCUGGAUUGUCUCCAACUGUGAUUUCUAUCACAAAAUUUUUACAGUAAAGCCUUGGUCCACAUUAACUCCGACCUGCAAUGUGAAUAUUCAGUUAAAUAAUCCAAAUUCAAUGUUAAAGUACUCCAUUGUCCUGACAUCCAAGUCCAUUUCUUUUGGUCUCCCUUUAUGCUGAAGGCUGUAAAUAAGGCAACUAAUGGCACAUCUUUGUAUGCAUAAAAUGGAUGACAUAUAGAACUAAUGUUAUAAAGCAAUACAGAAGGUGCUUGUAUUUUUAGAGACUUAGAAGACAGGUUUUACAGAUCCCUCCCUUAUACAAGGUGUUUAUUUCUGAUACAAAGGCAACAAUAUCGUCUCUUCAAGUUAGUUUCGAGAACAUUUUUUACUGUACAUAGCAAGUGCCACAUUCAAUGCUCUCUUUUAUCUGUCGGAACUUUGAUUUCCAUUAUUUUGAGUCAUGUAUGAGUUUGUGCUACUUGUUUGCAUGAGUAACUUUUUGUGUUUUAGGUCUUUAUUAUUUGUGCCAUAUGUUAUGUUUUUGAUUUGUGCUGUUCACACAUUUUCCCAGUGUAAUGCUUAUAAUAUAGAUUUUUGUGUGCUGUAAACAUAAAAUGCAAAUUACUGUGUGUUUUUCAGUAUUUAUUGGUUUUAUUUGUUUGAACAAAUUGAGAAAAAAGGGGGUGAACUUGCAAGGGAUUUUGAUGUAAACAUCUCCAGCAGAGCUUAAUAUGCACAAAACGUUACAAGAAAAGGUGGGAGGUUGAUAUUGUUGUCCUCUGUACCACAGUUAGUAUAAUAAAACUUGAAUAACAAGUGUG
Girardinichthys multiradiatus is the source of this 2854-nucleotide messenger RNA. RefSeq names its product t-complex 11, testis-specific-like 2 (gene tcp11l2). The record is from RefSeq and is a predicted model, not a curated record. Bases 338 to 1903 code for a protein of 521 amino acids. Lineage: Eukaryota; Metazoa; Chordata; Actinopteri; Cyprinodontiformes; Goodeidae. Gene Ontology annotation, biological process: signal transduction. The transcript is spliced from 10 exons.